Colletotrichum aenigma is the source of this 3714-nucleotide messenger RNA. It is a transcript of the gene pnbA-2, whose product is annotated as Para-nitrobenzyl esterase. Bases 1 to 3714 code for a protein of 1237 amino acids. The transcript has 8 exons. NCBI's taxonomy places the organism in Eukaryota, Fungi, Ascomycota, Sordariomycetes, Glomerellales, Glomerellaceae. The record is from RefSeq and is a predicted model, not a curated record.
AUGCAGGGAUUCGAUGAUCCAAGAUAUCUCGUCCGUGCUUACAGCUUCCAGGCCGAGGAGCGUCUGCCCCCGACAAGCGCCGCACAGAGUUUAGCUCAUAUCCUGGCCGAACAUCAAGGAAGUCGCGAAGACGCUCAAGAUCCUUGGCGGCGGUUCUUCGAGCCAUUCUAUUCCAGUGAAGAAGCAAGACAUUCCAAUCACAUAACUCAAGUCCUUGAUGUCGAGACGGAGCAAUUGCGCGUGAAGUGGAAGGAAUUCGUAGAGUCUAUUUCAGCAGCAGACCGAUUGAAUCUCAAAUUGUCCGAGCCAACUAUGAAUAGUGUCAUCGAAACUGUUCAGGAGAUACAACGAGCCUGGGAGUCGAAACAAAGUACCAGUCGGUUUGCUAGGGCGAAGAGGUUGUUCCAUAAGUUCUGUGGAACCCUCCAUGCUCAUAAGGCUCUGAUCCAAAUACUACCAUCUGGUAAUGAAUACGUCUCAAUUUUCACCGGAACUCUAAAUGCGGUGAUACAAGCGAGCGCAAAUCACGAGAGGAUCGCAGAGGGGCUUUCUGAGGCAUUGUGCGUCAUGAGUCAGCACGUCGAUGACUGUAAGAAGGAACUGCAGUUAUUCGACAUGGAAGACAUGCAGAUACUCGUCGCAGACUUGUACGCGCAUACUUUUCUCCUUCUGACGAGUGUCAUGGACUGGAUGAUGAAAAAGAGAAUUAAGCGCUUUCUUGAUUCUUUCAACGAUGAUCUGCCCAGCAUUUUUGAGAACGAACUUAGCAAGAUCAAAGGCAUUUCAGAUCGCGUCCAAAACCUAGCAUCGCAAAAGGCUCGAGCAGAACUGAGAUCCACAAGGUUAACACUAGAGAGUUCAGCGAGAGAUUUGCGGGCGGGCUUCGAGGGCGAGAGGCGGCAUCAGGCAGAAAUGAAGCACCAUGCUGAGAGUAUCUUGAGAGAGCAGAGUCGUAUAUCUGGAUUUUGGACUGAUGAGAAGCGGCAUCAGCUGGCUGACAGCAUUGUCAACAUGCUGGAAGAGAGGGCGUCCCGUUGGUUGGACAACAGCCAAGCCAGAACGAGCCAUCAGCAGAUUCCUCCUACGGUUCUUCUGUCACUUGAUGGGCCUACACAAGUGUCGGAGUAUACUUCUGAAUCUGUUGCCAUCAGCUCUCGUCAUCUGGAGGACUUCUUCUAUCGUGAUAGAGUUCGACUGCCGUGUGAAGCGUUUGAUUCAAUAAGAAUCCCGGCAGAUUCAUUCAGGGAAGUCAGUGAUUGGGCUAGAGCAUCAGCUCCAAACUUGCUGUGGCUUGAGGGCCCUCCUCUCGACGGCGACGACUUCGAAAACCCAGUCACAAUGAUGGCAGCUACGGUCAUAGCCCUUGCCGAGAAAACGAAGUUGCCGGUCAUAUCAUACUUCUGCGAGCGCCGGCGAGGCGAGAGGUUAAGGGAAGAGAACGACACCAUAGAAGCACAAGCGAUGCUAUCUUUGGUUUAUGCACUCAUCAGGCAGCUGAUCGAGCUUCUUCCUCCGUUGCUAGAUACUAGUAUUGACCUUUCGGAGAGACGGUUCAAGGCUCUUGACGGGUCUCUGGGGAAUUGGAGCCAGGCUACCUCAAUCCUCGCUGAUCUGGGCGGGCUUAUGCCUGGUCCGGUGCUUUGCAUCAUUGAUGGUCUGCAUUGGCUUACCGAUCGAGGAACUGACAACUACCUUUCGGAUCUCCUGAAGAUCCUACGCGGGGACAAAUGGAAAGUUCUUCUGUUUACCACGGCGAUCAUUCAGAAGGAUCUGGGGGCACAAGCGGGCUCAGUGAGCCCGAUACAACGGUGUGGCGGUCGCACAAGAGAGCACCAAAGUUCCGCGAUUUUGAGCAACUUCAACUUCACCUCAACAUCGCUCUCAAAGCUGAAGAUGCGUCUCUCCUGGCUUGAAGUUGGUCUUGCAGCCUUUGCGAGCCUCGUCGCCGCGUCGUCAAACCAUCAUGGGGCGAAUUGGCUCACGGUGGACACGACGAAUGGCCCCAUCACCGGACAUCUCGCGUCUAAUGCCUCAGCCGUGAUUGAGUAUCUCGGAAUCCCGUACGCGAAACCUCCCAUCGGCGACCUUCGAUUCGCUCCGCCGGUGCAAUUCAAGAGCAAUGCAUCAUACGAAGCAUCAAAGUUCGGGUUCGACUGCCCGCUGUCACCAUCCAAGAAAGUGGACUAUCCCGACAUCACUCCCCAAGCCCAGCGCAUCAUCAGCUACUUCGCUUCCGGCGCGGGCACUCCUCAAAGCGAGGACUGCCUCACCCUCAACAUCUGGACCAAGCCAGUAAACAAGCUGCAGUCUUCCAAAAAGCCUGUGAUUGUCUUUUUCUACGGUGGACGCUUUGCCAUUGGCAACACCAACAGUCCCUUCUACAACGGCAAGUAUUUUGCGGACGCCCAGGACGUGGUCGUGGUGACGGUCAACUACCGCAUCAACAUUUUCGGAUUCCCUGGAAUCCCUGGGCAGCCGCAGAACCUAGGUCUGAGAGACCAACGUGCCGCCGUCGAAUGGGUGCAUGCCAACAUUGCCAGCUUCGGUGGCGACCCGAGCAAGAUCACCAUUGCCGGUCAAUCAUCCGGCGGCGUUAGCGUAGAUUACUGGUCAUACGCGUACACCAAAGACCCCAUUGUGAACGGACUCAUCGCGCCGUCGGGGAAUGCAUUCAGUUUCCCGUUGAAUAGCCCGGGCGUACCUGAGCGGAACUGGAACACUGUUGUUGGGGCUGUCAAUUGCACCGACUCUGAGAACGCCCUAGCAUGCAUGCGUGAGGUGGACUGGGAGGACAUCAAGGCGGCUGCCGCGGCUGUCAAGCCGACUUCUAGCAGCAGUGUCCUCCGAUCAAUUCCCCCAUUCUAUCCCAUUGUCGACAAUGAGAUUGUCUUCCCAGACUACGUUUCCCUGACAAAGAACGGAAAUUUUGCCAAGUUGCCCAUUCUUUUCGGAAACAACAACAAUGAAGACGGAUACUAUCGAAUCCCAGCCUACGGAAACGGCGUUGUCCCAACACCUGAGCAAGUCACAUCCUUUCUCCUGGAGUCCUUCACCUGUCCCAACCUCUACCAAGCCAACGCACGACUCGCUCAAGGCGUGCCGGCCUGGAUCUACCGCUACUUCGGCGACUGGGACAACACCCGCCUCUUCCCCACGAGCGACGCCUACCACGGCGUCGAUCUGCACAUGAUCUUUGGCGCGUCCGGAGAUGUCAGCGGUAUCCCUCCUUCAGACGCACAAAGAGAGACUACCAAGGCCAUGCAGCGAGCCUGGGCUGCGUUCGCGAAUGACGCCCAGAAUGGGUUGAGUGAGGUGAUUGGUUGGCCCAAGUUUGACCCAGAGACAGACUCUCUGAUUCUCUUGGCUCAAGGCAACAACCCUCAACCAAGCUUUGUAGACUCGGGCUUCCAGGACUUCGACAACGACACUUCCGACUUCGACACUUUCGACUUCGACACUUUCGACUUCGACACUUUCGACUUCGACACUUUCGACUCCGACUUCGACUUUGACAACCAGCCCCCCUGCACAGCCUUUGAACUCUGGCUUCCUCUACAGCUACGGCUCGGGCUUCGCCUUCGACUCUAUCCUUCCUCUACAGGUAGACUCAGGCAACUGGUUGUCGCCCGCCACCUUCGACACUUUCGACAUCUCCAACCACCAACACCACCAACACCACCAACACCUCCGACACCUUCGACACCUUCUAGAUAG